This is a messenger RNA of Suillus discolor, 1106 nucleotides long. RefSeq names its product thioredoxin-like protein. The record is from RefSeq and is a predicted model, not a curated record. The transcript has 6 exons. NCBI's taxonomy places the organism in Eukaryota, Fungi, Basidiomycota, Agaricomycetes, Boletales, Suillaceae. Gene Ontology annotation, cellular component: endoplasmic reticulum lumen. Gene Ontology annotation, molecular function: protein-disulfide reductase activity; protein disulfide isomerase activity. The coding region runs from base 294 to 1106 and encodes 270 amino acids. Gene Ontology annotation, biological process: response to endoplasmic reticulum stress.
CACUCACUGAAUACAGUAACACAGACAUACAUACGUGUUAUUACAUAUAGUAACAGUAUUGAGAUUCCAAGCAGCCCUACUAGUCGUGCCAGUCUGACGUGAUUCAAGAGUUGUAUACGUACAACGGGUCAUGCAAAAUUCCGAACGCCACGUCAGCACGUCUUGUAUACGUUUCUGAGCGCGGUUAUGGCAUAUUUAGCAGUAAUUCCACACUGGAUCUACUUCGACUCGAUACACCUUCUGGCUGGCUCGUCUACUUGUUUACUUACUAGUCCCUGCCGGCCUUUGUUGCAAUGCUUCUGUUUUCUCUAACCACGCUCCUGGUGUUAUUGCCCACAAUAGUGUCUGCAGCCAUAUUUCCUCCUGACACCAAGGUCAAGAUGCUAGACCCAAAAGGUUUUCGUAAAGUUAUGAAGAGCAAUAGGACGAGUGUGGUUGCGUUUGUCGCCCCAUGGUGCGGGCACUGCCAACGGAUGGCUCCCGAGUAUAGCAAGGCUGCUCAGAAUUUGAGUCCACUCAUUCCGUUUUAUGCAGUAGACUGCGAUGCCGAGUUGAACAAGCGGUUGUGCGCGGAACAGUCAUUUCAGACACUCGUUCAGGGUGUUCAAGGGUUCCCAACCCUCAAAGUCUUCCCUCGUGGUGGCCGGACCGAGCCUGAGCCAUACGACUCCAACGAACGUACUUCUGGCAAGUUCAUCCGCUGGGCCUCGCGCUCCGUACCCAACAACGUGAAAGCUCUCCCGCAUAUCCACGACAUCCCAGCGUGGUUGGACAAGACGAGCGACCUCCCACGUGUCAUCCUCUUGAACAAGGACAAGAAGUUUCCGCUGCUCUGGCAGGUCCUUGCGAAUAAUUACGGGAAGAAGAUGGCGUUUGGCCAUCAUACAGACCCAAAUGGCGCAUUUGCGGUAUCGUUAGGGUUCCCAGCGACUGUGGAGGGCAAGACAUCAAAGGUCAUCGUGUAUCUACCAGGAUCCAGCGUGCCAAUUUUGUAUGAAGGGAUGACCAAGUACGAGCCGUUGACCAAGUUUUUUAGGUCCAUAUUGGAUGGGUCAGCAGACAUCCUCCAAACGUCACCAGAACAAUCUGUCAGGGAUGAACUGUAA